Messenger RNA from Pollicipes pollicipes, 1448 nucleotides. Its product is annotated as putative phenylalanine--tRNA ligase, mitochondrial. Gene Ontology annotation, cellular component: mitochondrion; cytoplasm. Lineage: Eukaryota; Metazoa; Arthropoda; Thecostraca; Pollicipedomorpha; Pollicipedidae. Gene Ontology annotation, molecular function: tRNA binding; ATP binding; phenylalanine-tRNA ligase activity. The record is from RefSeq and is a predicted model, not a curated record. Gene Ontology annotation, biological process: phenylalanyl-tRNA aminoacylation.
GGGGUUCCGGUGCCGGGUUGAGAGAUAUGGCAAUGCACUGCGAACUCUGAUUUUGCGGUCAUCGAAUUGAGCUGACUGCUUGAACAGCACUCCGACCUGUGCUAUUGCCAUGAUGCUGUGCCGUUGGCUGCAGCUGGAGCUGCUGCGACCGUGCGGCCGCGCCGUGCGCUUCGUCCGCUGUCGGCGCAUCCCACAGUCGCCCCAGUCCCGCUCCUGCUCGAGCGGGCCUCCGCUGCUGAUCGACGGCGCCGCCUACCAGCCGGACUCGUGGACCAACGUGACACCGCGCGUGCUGCAGCUGGUCGGCCGCCGACUACACGAGCAGCCGCACCACCCGCUCUGCCUGCUGAAGCAGCGCGUCACGCGAUACAUGCACGGUGCCUUCCGCAACGCGCGCGGUAACCCGCUCUUCUCGCUGCACGAGCGGCUGGGGCCGGUGGUGAGCGUGGCGCAGAACUUCGACAGCCUGCUGGUGCCCGCCGACCACCCGAGCCGGCGCCGCAGCGAUAACUACUACGUGUGUGCCGACCGCGUGCUGCGGGCGCACACGAGCGCGCACCAGGCCGAGCUCCUGGCGGCCGGGCUCGACGCAUUCCUGGUGGCCGGCGACGUGUACCGGCGCGACGAGAUCGACCGCACCCACUACCCGGUGUUCCACCAGAUGGAGGGCGUGCGCGUGCAGAACCGCGAACAGCUGUUUGGUCCACUGGCCGCCCCGGAGCUGCGCCUGUUCGAGCCGUCGCCGGUCCCGCGGCGGCCCGAGCGGCAGCAGGUCCACACGCUCGAGGCCGUCAAGCUGAUGGAGCACGACCUCAAGACGUGCCUUGAGGGGCUUGCUCGACGCCUCUUCGGCGCCGACAUUGAGUUCCGCUGGGUGGACUGCUACUUUCCCUUCACCCACCCGUCCUGGGAGCUGGAGGUGCAGCUGGACGGCGAUUGGAUGGAGGUGCUCGGCUGUGGCAUCAUGGAGCACCAGAUACUCGAGAACAGUGGCGUUGGUGACCGUAUCGGCUGGGCGUUCGGUCUCGGCCUGGAGCGACUCGCCAUGAAGCUGUAUGAUAUUCCGGACAUUCGGCUGUUCUGGUCACGUGACACGGGCUUUCUCAACCAGUUCCGUGUGGAAGACUGCGAACAGAAGAUACGGUACAAGCUGGUGAGCCAGCACCCCCAGUGCAGCAACGAUCUGAGCUUCUGGCUGCCGGCGGGCGACGCGUACUCGUCGGCCGACUUCUACGACCUGGUCCGGACACUGGGCGGCGACCUCGUGGAACAGGUCUCACUCGUCGACGAGUUCCGACACCCGAAGACGGGCCGCGCCUCGCACUGCUACCGCAUCACGUACCGGCACAUGGAGCGCACGCUGACGCAGGCCGAGGUCAACGGCCUGCACGAGCGGAUAGCGCAGGCAGCCGCCCAGCAGCUGGCGGUGUCGGUCCGGUGACGGGGCG